AGAGGUAUUUUUUUACAAAAAAAUAACUCAAAAAUUAACUGAAAAUCUCAAGUGAAAUAUUGUGUUUUGUUGUUAGUAUUUCGUGUCUGUCCAGCCACAGUUUGUCAGUCACUGGUGCCCUUGUUUCUCAUGAACGGAAAAACGUGACCGGAAAAGCCUUUGAACACCAGUAAACUCUGAACGCUUUAGAGUACGAAAUAUUUUUAAUGAAUCUUUGGGUUGAUUUAAAGUACACUGAUUGCUGUAAUUUAAAAUUGAAAGCAACGUUAUAUGUUUAUGUUCUGUUAUCUCAGUGAAUCCUAGCAUGCUUGCCAGUUGCUGGCGCCCGCUUGUUGAAACUAUAAUGGAAAAAAUACUUAAAAUUUAUUGUAAAGUGGUACGCCAGUUUAAGGAAACUGGUCAAUUCGAUGACCAGAAGCAAGAAGGCGAAAGACUAAACUGUAUCACAGUGCAGUCCAGUACGGUGAAUGUUACACUGUAAAUGUUUUGUUUUCAUUACACACACUUUUAGUAUUUUGUUCUCAUUACACGCACUUAAUGAGUUCCAGUUGAAAGACUGCGAGUAAUUUUACACGCAAUAUCACGUCUACUGCGUGUAAUUACACGCAUGUAAUUACACGCAUUUUCGUGUAUUUGUGUGUAAGGUGCGUGGACACUGCGUGUAAUGUGCGUGAAGUACACACACUUUACGUGCGUGUAAUGCUGCAAUCCCUUUAACCAGUACUGUACACGCUUAAAUACACCAUACAUGAAAUCUUGAAUACUGAGAUAUAUACUUCAAACACUUUCUACAUUGUAGAACUUUUGAGAUCAGUCACCUCUAGCUAUGAACACUUUGAAGAAACCAGUGAUAAUAAUGAUAAUUGUACCAAUGACAAUAUUCAAAAAUAAAUAUGUAGGAAAUACAAUGACUAGCAAGAUGAUAUCCAUCCUUUUAAGCUAAUACCCUAGAAUCACUCAUUUUGUUAGUUUUGUUUCGUGAUAAUUCCCUGGUAAAUGUUCAUAUACUGCAUGUGACUGUUUUGUACAUGCAUUCUAAUAAGUAUUUUAAACUAACAAUACUGAUUACUUCGUGGAUACAUGUUUUGUUUUUCUAACUUCAUUGGCCCUUUCCUUUCACAGCAAGCUGUAUUGUUGUUCAGUGAGACAUGCAUGUCAAACAAAGCCAUAUUGGGAGCUAUACACACCAUAUUGUAAUCGGUUUCUGUUGCAUGAGGCUGAAAGCCUAGAACUUUUUGUAUAUGAAAUCCAAGUACUGCAGACAGCAGUAGGUAUCGUUAGAUUCUCAGCAACUUUCAAUGAUCAAGCAACAACAGUUAAUUUCCACGAUUUGGAUGAGGUUCAUUUUUGUGUGAUCUGACCUCAGUUGUUUCUGCAACUGCUAUAAAAAUAGCAAUUGAUGUAUUGGAAGUUAAACGUAAAAAUAUCACAAGGGAUUCAAGGCAGCACAGGAAAGGCUGAGUUUCGGACAAAGUACCAUCCUAAGGAGGCAGCACUGCGCCAGAAAGAAUACAAGAAAUCACUGAAACGUCGUCUUUCUGUCUUUGUAAACUUGCUGAAGUCAGGCAAGGCUGACAGUUUAUCACUGGAUAUUGAUAACUCUGAAGCCAUCAUUAAACUUCUUGAUGCAGUUGUUAUCAAGUUAGAAGGAGGUACAGACAGUGAUUUGGCUGUGUUGGACUGUCCACCCACUCCCCCUCCUGAACGAAGGCGGUCUUCGUCUAACCCUUUGAUGUCUCCACAUGCUGAUGACAUGACAGAUUUGUCAGCUGAAGGGAAGAAGGAAGGGACUACUGACUUGUCAACAGAACCAGCAGCUCUCCAGACUGGCAAGGACAACAAAAAUGAUAACAUUACUGAGGCUGGCCCUGUAUCCCCAUCAGCUGUUCCUCUACCUUCUGCCCCUCCACCAGCAUCAGUAAAAGCAGCAUCAAAAAAGAAAGAGAAUGGAGGUGUGAAGGUUAUGUCUGUGGCUAAUCCAUCACCUGAACAACAAAAACUGCAGCAGCAGGCCCAAGAGUACUAUCACCAACAACAGCUCUAUUACCAGCAACAGUACUAUGGUAACUAUGAUGCUCAACAGAAACAACAACAAGACCAAUACUCUAACAAAUAUUCACAGAAUCAACAACAACUACCACAGACAUCCCAACCAAACAAGGAUCAAUCUGCCCAACACCAAGCUACUAAAAAGGAGGAUGAGCAAAAAAAGAAGCGUAAACGACGUCAUCGUGAACCUUAUUAUUAUGAUGCUAUGGAUGACGAUGAAAGUGAAAGUGAGUCAGAAUCUGACUCAGAACCUGAGCCUGCUCCCCCUGGGGAAGAAAUGUCACCAAUGGAGACUGGAAAAGAGGAUGAGCUGUUGCCCCCAGGGGUAGAGGCUGAGGCACCAAGUGUAGAGGAGAAUUUGCUUCCACCAGGAGUGGAUGACCCAAAAACAUGUCAAGUUGAAACCAGUGUUCAGCUUCCAACAAGCUCAUCAAGUGCUGAAAAGCAGUCCAUGUCAUCAACAGAAGAAAAACCAGAUUCCUGUGAGCCCUCAGUUGAUUCUAGUCAGCCAGAGACCAGCACAAGUAGUAAUGGUGCAAAGACAGAAGAAGAAUCACUUGCUGUGGUUGAAAGCAGCAGAAAACCAGAAAUGUCAGAUGAUACAGCUGCAGAUUCAACUCAAGGUCCACACAAAAAAGAAACCAAGCAAACUUUCCAGGCUGAAACAAGUAGCAGAGAGCAGGCAGAAAGCAGCUCUUCACUCCCAGAAAAAGAUGCAGACCAAGUUGGUAGUACUGAUAAUGGCAUCACUGGAGUGAAGAGAGAUGAAGAUGUUGAGAUGCUUCCAGAAUCAAGCAGCAGUGAGGCACAAGGGAAGGAGGUAUUGCCUAUGGAGGCUAAACCUUCAAGUGCAUCUCCUCUCCAAGCUGAACAAGCUGAACCAGUUGAACAGAUGGCGUCACAAGUUGAUCCAGUCAAGGUAGAAAAAACAGUAGAAGACUCAAACAAAAUUUCAGAGAAGAGGGAAGUUGUUGAAGAAACAAGCCCCAUUAAGGAAUCGUCAAAAGACGGCAAAGAAAAUGCAGUUGAGGAAAAGGAGAAAGAUACAACAGAAGAUGGGGAGGAAGGGGAAGAAAUUGAUGGUGAUGAAGGAAAUCAGCUUUCCAUCACAGCAGGACCACGGGCACUGCACAAAACAUUCUCUCUGUUCAUGAGGAGUAUUCCUCCAAACAUAUCAAAAGCUGACAUUGCAGCUGUGUGUAAAAGAUUCGCUGGAUAUCUUCGAGUUGCUCUCUCAGAUCCCAGUCCUGACAGAAAAUUCUUCAGACGAGGAUGGAUCACUUUUGAUCGAAGUGUAAACAUAAAAGAAAUUUGCUGGGAUUUGAAUAACAUUCGGGUGAAAGAUGUCGAGUUGAGCCCAGUAGUGAACAGGGAUCUUUCUCGUCGAGUUCGAGCAGUUGCUGGUGCUGCUACAACAAAACAAGUCAUUCGUGAUGACAUCAAACUAGCAGCCAGGCUCAUCCGCAUACUGGACAAGCGAUCUACACUGUAUGAGAAAGAGAGCAAGGAGGAGACUGAGGCGAGAAAGAAAGCCGAGAAAGAAGCUGCUGAGAGGACAGAGGAGGGUGAAGAAUGUGAAGCUAAACCUGUUGAUGAUUCUGAAAUACCCAACCUUCCAAGUGAAAACCCUAUUUUAGCCUCACUUUCAGAAGAUGCAACUGAGGAGGAAGAAGGCGAGGAGAUGGAACUGAUGGGAACAGCCUCGCCACAUCAGGGGGAGCCUGGGGAGAAACUUGAGGUAGAUUUAUCACGUGACAACAGCCUAUUGCGGGUAUUGGAUCGUUUGAUUUUAUACCUGAGGGUGGUUCAUUCUCUGGAUUAUUACAACGGCUCUGACUAUCCUUAUGAAGAUGAAAUGCCUAACAGAUGUGGCAUUAUCCAUGUGCGAGGAACAACUCCUGACAAGUGCACAUUGACUGAAGUUCAAGAAUGGCAAAACGGUUUAAACCAGAAGCUUGAACCAUUUCUGCAAGAGAAAGAAUUACUCAAAGAUGAAGAAGUUGUACAGCUUGGAAAAAAGGAUCCUGAAGCUGAAACAAAUAAGUUUGUGGAAGCAAACACUCAGGAACUGGCAAAGGACAAGUGGCUCUGUCCGCUAAGUGGAAAGAAAUUCAGAGGACCAGACUUUGUUCGUAAGCACAUCUUCAACAAACACAUGGAUAAAGUAGACGCUGUUAGGAUGGAGGCGGAAUUUUUCAAUAGCUAUUUAUCAGACCCUAGACGGCCACAAGUCCCUGAAGGACCUUCACCGCAACGACCGCCGGGAAAUCACGUGGGGCAGAUGUAUGGACAUCAAGGCGCGCAAUCGAUGAUGGGAUGGGCUCCCAGACCUCAAAUGAUGAUGUAUGGUCCUCGCGGUCCGUAUACUCCCCCGACCUAUGGAGGGUAUGGACAUGAAAUGUAUGGCAGAGGACAUACUUUUCCCCCGAAACCAAGAAGAUUUGGGUACGGCGCAGGACGAAAUAAACCGAGCGACAGGGGCGGUUUCCAUCGUGAUCCAAGACAGAUUGUACAAUAUAAAGACUUGGAUGCCCCAGAUGACGCUGAUGCCUUCUGAAGUGAUUUCGUCAUUUUGCAUGUUCAACCGGCUCGCUUUAUUGUCAAGAAAAUGUCACCCGGCGAAAUCAGUGUAUUUAUCUGUCCUUAAAUAUAAGAUCACUGAACCGAAAAAAAAAUAUUUCAGCUCUUAGCCUUAAAAUACAGUAACUACGGUAGGCCUGUCAAAUAUCUACAGCUUGUCUUAGUUAGGCUAAGUAGUCUGUUUUUACGUAUCUGUAAUUAGUUUAGGGCUAGUUACUCUUGUUAACAUCGAAAACAAGACCAAUGGUACAAUAAAGGAUCGUCCAUGUUACUAA
This is a messenger RNA of Orbicella faveolata, 4904 nucleotides long. RefSeq names its product serrate RNA effector molecule homolog. Lineage: Eukaryota; Metazoa; Cnidaria; Anthozoa; Scleractinia; Merulinidae. Gene Ontology annotation, cellular component: nuclear body. The record is from RefSeq and is a predicted model, not a curated record. Gene Ontology annotation, biological process: mRNA processing; primary miRNA processing.